GGGCAGGUGGGAAGCCAGACCGGGCGAAGUUUGGCCCCUGCGAGGCGGCGGCGGUGGCGGCGCGGCGGUGCCCGGCCCGGCCCGGCCCGGCUCCUUCCCUCGCUGUCCCUGCGCCGAAGCCGGGGCUGCCAUGGCUGCGGAGGACUCCGGCUCGCUGCCCUGGUCCAUCGACAAGGAUGACUACGAGCUGGAGGAGGUGAUCGGGAGCGGAGCAACGGCGGUGGUCCAAGCGGCCUACUGUACCCCAAAGAAGGAAAAAGUGGCAAUUAAACGGAUCAACCUUGAGAAAUGCCAGACCAGCAUGGAUGAGCUCCUGAAAGAAAUCCAAGCAAUGAGUCAGUGCCAUCAUCCAAAUAUCGUCUCUUACUAUACUUCUUUCGUGGUGAAAGAUGAACUUUGGUUAGUGAUGAAGCUCCUAAGUGGAGGUUCUGUUCUGGACGUGAUCAAGCACAUUGUAGCCAAAGGAGAACAUAGGAACGGAGUCCUGGAUGAGCCUGUAAUAGCCACAAUCCUCAAGGAGGUGUUGGAAGGAUUGGAGUACCUGCACAAAAACGGGCAAAUUCACAGGGAUGUGAAAGCUGGCAAUAUUCUUCUGGGAGAAGAUGGGUCAGUCCAGAUUGCCGAUUUCGGUGUAAGUGCUUUUUUAGCCACCGGUGGGGACAUUACACGAAACAAAGUGAGAAAAACCUUUGUGGGCACCCCUUGCUGGAUGGCUCCUGAAGUGAUGGAGCAGGUUCGGGGGUAUGAUUUCAAAGCAGAUAUUUGGAGUUUUGGAAUUACAGCAAUUGAGCUGGCUACGGGAGCUGCUCCUUAUCACAAAUACCCACCCAUGAAGGUCUUAAUGUUGACGCUACAGAAUGAUCCCCCCUCCCUGGAGACAGGAGUGCAAGAUAAAGAGAUGCUUAAAAAGUACGGAAAAUCAUUCAGGAAAAUGAUUUCAUUGUGCCUGCAGAAAGACCCAGAGAAAAGACCUACAGCAGCUGAACUCCUAAGACACAAGUUUUUCCAGAAAGCAAAGAAUAAAGAAUUUUUACAAGAAAAAAUGUUGCAGAGAGCCCCAACCAUCACUGAAAGAGCCAAGAAGGUCAGGAGGGUCCCUGGUUCCAGUGGACGACUUCAUAAGACAGAAGACGGGGGCUGGGAAUGGAGCGAUGAUGAACUAGAUGAAGAAAGCGAGGAGGGCAAAGCUGCGAUUUCACAGCUCAGGUCUCCCAGAGUGAAAGAAUCCGUACAGAAUUCUGAGCUGUUUCCAUCCGCUGAGCCAACCGGCCCUUUGUUCAGCCUCCAAGACCAGACUGCUGCUCAACUACCUCAGCCUGCAGGACAAGCUCCUGCACAACCUCCUGUUGCUGCCCCCGGUCCAACUACUCAAGCCCCUGCAGCAGCUCUUUUGGCAGCACAGGCACCUCCUGUCCCUACAGCACAAGAAGAACCCAAAAUUCCAAUAAGUCUCGUUCUAAGGUUAAGGAAUUCAAAAAAGGAGCUGAAUGACAUCCGAUUUGAAUUCACACCUGGAAGAGACACUGCAGAUGGGGUAUCACAAGAACUCAUCUCGGCUGGACUUGUGGAUGGCAGAGAUUUAGUAAUAGUUGCUGCCAACUUGCAAAAAAUUGUGGAAGAGCCUCAGACAAAUCGAUCUGUCACUUUCAAGCUGGCAUCAGGCGUUGAAGGUUCCGAAAUCCCUGAUGACGGCAAACUUAUUGGAUUUGCUCAGCUCAGCAUCAACUAAAACAACACUCCCAGCUUAUGGUCAUCCGUGGGUGCAACGUAUAAACACUUCCAUUGGCCAAAAAGCAAAAUCACUCCUGCCAAAGAACCAAAACUACAGGCCCUCUUUCUUAGAAGCUUUAACCUCAUUUGUUCCCAAGUAGCAUCAAGGAGCUCUACAAUACUACUGCCUUGGAGGCAUUUGGCUUCUCUUCCACCCACCCACUGUUUUUGCAUUUCCUGCCUCUCAAUUGUACUCCUUCCUCCCUCCCUCCCUGCAUGCUUGUAGUUAUUAUUGCCUUAACUCAGCUUUCCCCAACUGAGUGCCCAACAACUAGGCUGUACCUACAACCCCUGGCAUUUAUAGCCAGGAGGGCUGGGAAUUCCAGGGGUUGUCUUAUAGCCAGAGGGCAUCUGGUUGGGAAUGUCUGCCUUAAUUAUUUAAAAACAAAACAGAAGUAGAAAUAUUACUGCUGAGUAUGAAAGAGGGAUUUCACUGCUCUUAAUAGUUGCCAUGAUGCAAUGGGUUGGUUUGUGCUGAAUAGUUUUUGCGUGACCGCGUGGUUACUACUAAACAGGAAAGAUAUUUUGAUUUGUGGUCCAUCUAACAGGGCAGGUAUCUUAAGAAAAAACAAAAAACUUGGAGCUGUUGUAGAGUAUCAGAGUACAGGCUGAAUUUUCUAUGGAAAACUUAGUGAAGUCUUAAGUGAGUGAAAGCCCUUGGUUUAAGCAACCUUUACUAUAUUCAGGGCACAAAAGGGAUUGCUUGGCCUGAGGUAAGACUAGCCUUAAAUUUUUCCCCUUCCUUUUGAAUGCAAACACGUUACAGGUGGAGAAACAUCAGGAAGUGUUUCUGUGUAGCCAUGUCUCCUCCAUCCCCAAUUUGCUAUCUCACUGGGCCUUCUCCCCACUUGCCCCUGUGUUUGUAGAUUUCCAAGAUAGAUACAUUUGCUGAAACAUCCGGUGCCAAAUCUAUUUUGUACAUCAUAGUCUGAGCAGCUUUGACAACUGCAGGAUGGAUAGGUAGGAGCUCUUCUGGUGCAGGAUGCAGGGACCAGGUAUUGAAGAUGGGGAUUCCAUCAGGCCAAAGGGAGAAUGAUGGGUUUUGCGCAGCAUAUACACCAGAGGAUGCCCUGUUCCAAAAAUCCAUUUUGUGUAAUUUUCAUAAUCACAGUUUCAUUUUGGAAGUUGCUUAUGCUCAGUUACUUGUCUUGACAAAAAGAAGAGUGACAUGGCCACAUGAAUAUUCCUGAAUAUGGAACAGUUCUCAAAAAACAAAAUUUCGGACUUCAGUUUUAUCAUUUGGUUACUGGGCUUCUACUCUUCCACGAACGUCCCUCACUUAAAAAUCCCUUGAUGGAAAACCAUGAGAGAAAAUUCUGGUGUCUGCCCAUAACCCUGAAGUCAUUUCCAGUUUCCUUAAAAUUGUUACAUUCUGAUGAUGAAAUCCUGGGAAUUGUAGUUCUGCAGAGGAUCUAGGAUUAUGCAGCCUUUCUUGUGCUGACCGUUUGCAGAAGUAUCCUAAAAAUGCCAGAUCUUUGUCAGUCUACAUGUUUUUUUCACCCCAGGGUUGUCUUUGCAAUUGGUUUUUGGUGAAGGGAUUCCUGUGUAAGUAAGCUAUUGAGAUGGGGAUUGUCUUGCAAGUUUGCUAGAAGUGGUUGAAGUCCAUCAGGCAGCUGUGUGGUUUGAUGUGUGACCAUUCAUAAAACCAGAUGUCCUUCGCAUGUGGCUGUUAUGAACGAAAGUUGAUCAUGUGGUCUGGCAGUUGGAAGCUGUGUGUCUUUCUGCUACUGCAAAUGAUUUCCUGACUCCCAUUUCAUUCUCUGAAAAAACAUUUCAUUAAAAAUCCAUUUGCCUUUCUUACGUCCUUCUUCCUUCAUAGACCGGUACAUAUGAAACUGCCCCCGUUCAAUUUUUACAGCAAUAAAUGAAAUUGCCAAUAGAUACGUACAUGGCAAAUUGAUGCUCAGAGCACUUUUGUCUCUUUGCUGCACUGCUUGGAAUUUGCCAACAAUAGUUUUUUAUACCCUGCUCACAUAUCAAGAGUUUGGUCAACAUGGUAUAACUGAAGCCAAUAUAGCUCAUAUUUAGUGGGUUUUUUUUAAAGAAAUUAGUAUCUGGUGUGGUUUUUUUUCUUUCCAUUGUUUUGGAUUUUUGCCUAUAAAUUAUACAUUUAGUUUGAAAAAAACAAACACUUAUAAUGCACUAUGUGAAUAAUAAAAUGGGGUUGAUUCUUCCCAUCCUACAGCAGCCACCCCUCCCCCCCGGCUUUCAUGUAUCACUGCUUAGCUUUGAAGUAUUUUAUAAACUGACAUUGUUUUUGCCUUAAAAUUAAUUUGUAUAGCAAACAAAUGGAAUUAGGAUCUCAUUUCUGGUUUCAGUAGGUAGGGUAUAGGCCCAGUGGGGACAUUAUGAACUAUUGUAUAGCGUUCCUCUUCCUUCCUUUGUUUUAAUUACCAUGGUUGAACCACCAUGGCUUUUAAGCUUCCAAAGCUGGUUUGUAAGCUCAGAUUAAGGACAGUAAUAAAUAUCCUCACAAUGCCACGUUGUCAAAGAUUGGGAGGGGAGCAGUUAUACAAAUCUGUGUCCUACACUGGAUCUCCUAAGAUGGAUGGGGUUAGAUCCCCACACCAGCUCUUUUUGAGUAAGUGGAAAAUGUAGAAAUCGGGAUUCUCAAAUCUUCUGACGCAAUAAAUUCUCCUCUCCAAGCAGUUAUGGAAGCUUGA
Molecule: messenger RNA, 4433 nt
Organism: Candoia aspera
Lineage: Eukaryota; Metazoa; Chordata; Lepidosauria; Squamata; Candoiidae
Gene: OXSR1
Product: oxidative stress responsive kinase 1
Exons: 18
Coding region: 131-1729 (532 amino acids)
Biological process (GO): protein phosphorylation
Cellular component (GO): cytoplasm
Molecular function (GO): protein serine/threonine kinase activity; ATP binding
Source: RefSeq, a predicted model, not a curated record